AUGGGACUGGGCUCCGAAAAGACAUCAUCCACCACCAAGGCGGUCUACAAAGAGGAGACUGAUAUUGCUUUGAAAGCAUCCUUAAACGUAGAUGCUAUGUUAUCAAAGAAAGUGGGGCACGCGACAGCAGAAAGAGCCACCUGGGGUUGCCGCAUUGAGUUCGUCCUCGCGUCAGUGGGGUACGCGGUGGGACUUGGGAACGUGUGGCGCUUUCCAUACCUCUGCUACAGGAGCGGUGGAGGUGCCUUUCUCAUUCCUUACUUUCUGAUGCUGUUUCUGUGUGGCAUCCCCCUUCUCUUCAUGGAGUUUGCUAUUGGGCAGUACACCCGUCUGGGACCGGUGCAUGCUCUAGCCACAAUCUGCCCCUUGUUCAAAGGUGUGGGCAUUGCCACAGUUGUGAUCUCCUUUGUGCUCUGCACCUACUACAACGUUCUUAUGAGCUGGGCGCUCUACUACUUCUUCAACUCAUUCCGAGCCAUCCUCCCCUGGCAGACCUGCAACAACACCUGGAAUGCCGUGGGUAACUGCUCCAGCGGUUUCCCUGGAAAUGCCACCCACCUGCAAUCAGCCAGUCAGCAGUACUUUGAUCACAGGCUUCUGGAGAUAACCAACGGUAUUGAGGAUGCAGGAGGACUACGUUGGGAGCUGUUUGGCAUCCUCAUCCUGGCCUGGGUCAUUGUCUACUUGUGCAUCUUUAAAGGCGUCAAAUCCACUGGCAAGGUUGUUUAUUUCACAGCCACGUUCCCAUACUUCAUUCUGUUCGCCUUGCUCAUCAACAAUGUCCAGCUUCCCGGGGCCAAGAAUGGGAUGCUCUACUUCCUGAAGCCAAAGUGGAGCAAGCUGCUUGAAGUUCAGGUGUGGGUUAACGCUGCAGCCCAGGUAUUCAACUCCAUUGGAAUUGGAUUUGGCUCCAUGAUCUCCAUGGCCAGUUACAACAAGUUCAACAAUAACAUCCUUAGGGACACAUUGAUUGUCUCUUUAGCUAACUCGGCCACCAGUAUCCUGGCUGGCUUUGUGAUAUUCUCAGCAAUCGGCUACAUGGCUCAUAUCCACAACCUCCCAGUGGACAACAUCGCCACAGAUGGUCCUGGCUUGGUGUUUGUGGUGUAUCCAGAGGUCUUCUCCACUAUGCCUCUGCCACAGUUGUGGGCUCCUCUGUUCUUCUUCAUGCUUCUCUGCCUGGGACUGGACAGCCAGUUUGCCAUGGUGGAGGUGGCGGUGACGUCCAUAAUAGAUGGCUUCGGCCCUAAGGUGCUGCGUGUCCUUAAGAGACAGGAGGUCAUCGUUCUGGCCGUCUGUGUUAUGGGCUUCCUUCUAGGCAUUCCUCACAUCACUAAGGGGGGCAUGUAUGUGUUCCAGCUGAUGGACCACUACACUGCUGUGGUGUCGCUCAUGUUCUUGUCCUUCUUUGAAGUCAUCGCUGUCUGCUGGGUUUUCGGACUGCGGCGGAUUACCAUCAUGAUCAAGAGAAUGUUGGGAAAGGCUCCCAACAUCUAUUUCCGCUCCUGCUGGAUGGUCUUCUCCCCUGUGCUGGUCCUGUGCAUUCUGAUCUCCAGCAUCAUCCAGUACACGCCAGCUCGCUAUGGGAAGUCAUACACAUACCCUGUCUGGGCAGAGGUGGUGGGCUGGGGAAUCUCCCUGGUCUCCAUCGUGUGGAUCCCUCUGGGAGCCCUGCAAGAGAUCUGCAGAAAUAAGGGCUCACUGCUGCAGAGAAUAAAAACAGCUGUGACUCCUACAAUAGAGUUGGAUCCUGUCAACCAUCUGCCAGAGGAGCAGAGCGAAGACACACCGGAGUCCGUUUCCUUGUUUAUCAUCACUCCUCUGUAA
This is a messenger RNA of Salvelinus namaycush (lake trout), 1827 nucleotides long. RefSeq lists its product as uncharacterized. Gene Ontology annotation, biological process: sodium ion transmembrane transport. The transcript is spliced from 13 exons. The coding region runs from base 1 to 1827 and encodes 608 amino acids. Gene Ontology annotation, cellular component: membrane. The record is from RefSeq and is a predicted model, not a curated record. NCBI's taxonomy places the organism in Eukaryota, Metazoa, Chordata, Actinopteri, Salmoniformes, Salmonidae.